UGCGUUCAGGCUCCGCGAAACCGCCAGGGUUAAAGGUAAAGGGACUGGGGAAAAAAGGAAAUGAAGGCAGCCUGCGCGGCAGGUCGCUAUGGAAAAUAGCGGCCCCGAUUGGUAACCCACCGAUCCCCGGGGCGAGGCUGCUCACAACCGGCAGCGUUAACAGGAUAAGGAACACAAUUAGUGUAAACGUGGCGUAAUUUUCUGCACGAGUAACUGAUUUGCCCUACUCGCAUUUCGGCUUCCCCACUUCCUUGCAGGGAUCUAAAAUAUUAGGGCCUAUUUAUAGCAGUUCGUGCUUUCAAAUUAAUUUUUUCCUUUACUACAUCUGUUUUUAGUGGUUGAUUACUGUUUGUUGGACCAGGCAAUCCGUUGCCAGCUGGCUGCAGGCUUUUAUUGCCUCUGUUCUAGGAAGACUUGAUUCAGAGCUCACAGUUACAUUACAAGGACAGCAGCUCUGUAAUGCAGACCCUCAAGAGAAGAGAUAAUUAGAACUCAGCUGAAAAAAAAGCAUCCAGUUCUUCAGACCAAAAUACUCUUGUUUAAGGAAUGUGAUUGUUGUAGGCCGUUCAGUAGCAGUCUCUCUCUCUCGGAGCUGGUACACGCAGUUAGACCCUGCCCACUAUCAGAUAUUGAUUUGUAGGAGCAUCUCUUGAAAUGGAGCGAUGCCACCUUGUAGCGAGCGCAUCUUGGGAACUGUAUUUCUGCAAGCAGAGCAGGAGGAACGGUAGAAGGAUACGGUGGAGCAGGAAGAGAGCUGGAGAGGUGCUGAGAAGGCUCUGGUAUAGUCAGGGGGAGGAGAGAGACACAUUGCAGAGUACAGGAAGAACGAUGUGCUGGGAAAUGAUUAAUCCACCCCAAAGGCCCUUGCUUAGAAGUCGUGGGAUAAGUUCAAUGACUUUUAGCAGCCAUGAGCUACUUCUGCUCUGCUCUCAACUCCCUCCUUGCUCCUUUCAAGCGGACGCGGGGAAGCCCAGCGUCAUCCCUCCUGCCCAGACGCCACGUGCCCCAGCAGCAUCCCUCGCCCCUUCCCAGGGCUCUCUGGCAGCCCGUCCCCUCCCGUACACCCAUUUUACAGCUGUCCCGUGCUGCUCCACCUCUGGUUCUGAGAAAGAAAGGAUAUUCCAACAGUCGCUUACUGAACUCCACCCGAACGAGCACUCAGUGAGAUAGAAAGCAGCAUGAACGAGAGCGUCAGUGCUGAAAGGUACGGCGAUGUCAGUUCACUUCGCAUGGAUCUCUCCAACCUUGUCACCUGGGCACACACUCAUGGGAAUAUAUGCAAACAAAUCCCAGCCUUUGAAGUGGCGCAGACCUCGGGUCAUCCCGGCAGAGACAAUUCUAUUCUGUGGAUGUGUGGGGGUGGACAUGCAUAUCACUGGCCGUGUGGAAAAUUACACUUCAGAAGCAGAGAAGAGAAUGAAGCCGUAGAAAAGAGAAAGAGGCUAACGUCCUCCGAGGCUCCAUCAAGGGAAGCUAAUUCAGGUGGAAAAAGAAUCAGGGUAACCUCAUCUUUUGAGAGGGCUAGGACAGGCACUGUUGCCACAGGAUCACAUCGCAGAUCUCCAGGGGUCACUCAACAAAGGGAUGACACAGUCUACAUAGUACAUAAUGAACCAGCACCCAGAGAAAACCAGAAAAACAGCAAAUCCAUGAAACCCUGCUUUGCAGCGGAACAGCAUGUGUCAGUGUCCAAAGGUGAAAUCAAAACAGACGUACAUACAGUGAAGCUAGGAAGCAACGAAGAUCUACAAAUCAUCUCUGAUGAUGAACAGCAUAUGUCAGAUGCAGAAAACCAAGGAGACAGAAUCAGACAGAAUAUUCUUUCAGACUUACCACUAACUAGCUGUGUAACUGCUGAGGCAGAUUUGCAAAUGCAUCAUGAUCAGAAGACUGCAAUUAUCAAGCAGCCAGCCACUCCCACAUCUGGCUUCGCCCCCACAGAAAAGCCACCCUUAACUCUUCCCUCUAUUCUAAAAUCCCCUGUAAGCAAUGAAAAGAUCCUGGAAAGCAGCUUCGUGUGUCAAGGUCCUCCUAAUCCUGUGGAGUUCACAAGUGAAACUUCUACAGCAAGGAACUGCACUGGGUCAGCAACACCAAAAGAACAGUUAAAACAGAUUUCUGUCUCCAACGCUGAAGCAAAAUCCCAGCUGGAGUCACCCACUUCUGUGACAUUCUUUCAGUUUGAAGCCUCUGUAGAUGUCCAGCAGCAACUCCACCUGUGCUGUCCCGAGUGUGGCACACCAGGAACAGGCUUCAGUGGGAAUGGUACUGAAAACCCUCCUGAGGGGAGCAAACCGUCGGUAUCUGAGCUUACACCUCGUCAUUCAGCCUCACUGAGUCCGGAAAGCAAGAAUUCAGACCAUCCAUCUUCAAACAGAAAUGGGCUGAAGAAGAGAAACCGUAAUGCUGGCGACAUAAAGAUUUUCAGAGACUGGCUGGUUUUACAUUGCCCUUCUGAAGUGCGCGAGAUCUACAAGCUGCCGCCUGAAGACCUCGAUAAUUACCUGGCCUGGUUCUACAGUUCCGCAAAGAAACAAAAUGGCAUGGAUUUUUCCGCCAACUCUUUGUACUUCUUUCAGAGCAGCAUAGACAGAUACCUCAAGGAUCACAAUUACGAGUACAGCGUGGUUAAAGGAGCGGAAUUCAGAACAUCUCAGGAAGCCUUAAAACUAAGGCGUCAGCAUCUAUCUCAAAAAGAGAGAGAGGGAGAGUGGACUAUUUUAGAGAACCUGACAGAUGAAAACGUGGAUGCCCUUCGUAAGAACGGGCUGUUGAGUCAGAUGACCCCCCAGGGCUUUUUGCACCUGAUGCUCAUAAAUAUCAUUAGGGGGUUUGGGGCAAGCACACACAAUCAGAGCCAGAACCUGUACUGGGGACAGCUGGUGCUAAGAAAGGAUGAGGCAGGGCUGGAGUACCUGGAGUGGAAGAACGACCUCCAUGCAGAGGAAACUACAGGGGAAGCAGCUCCACACCUCUUUGCCAGGCCUGACAACCCAGAUAACUGUCCGAUCCAGGACUACAAGAAGUACGCUAAGAAGAGGCCGCUGGACAUGCUUCACGACUACGAUCCGCUUUAUCUGUCUCCCAAGCCCCUGUACUCCAUGUGGGACCAAGUAUGGUACUGUAGAAAAUCACUGACAAAAUCCAAAAUGGAAAAAAUGCUGAAAGUUAUUAUCCAGCAAGUCAAAGGAACUGAAAAGAAGGCCAAGAAGUAAAGGUAUCCGCUGAUUUCUGUUGUACCACUUCGAUAGGAGCCUGUUUCAGAGUAGCGUUUCAAAGGUUUAAGUAGCGAUAUUUAGCAGAGGUUGAAGAGAACAUCCAUCCCUUCAGUUUCACCUUCGAGCAUCUACAGAUUUGCGUUACUUUAGCUUUCAAGUGAAGUGAAAAACUUCUAUUAUUCUUUUUCUUAACAGAAUUGAUUAUUCAGGAAGUUAAAUAAAUAUGAGAAUUCUAUUUUUACAAAUGUGAAAAGUUAAUGUUCUACUGUAUUAUUAGUGACGUGAUAAAAUGCUAGCACUACCAGGGAGAGGGCUCCACAGCUGAAUAACAAGCUGCACUUGUAUUUAGGGGAGCUGACACUUGCAAACUGUAUUUAGUCUGCCGUGUAACAGCCUAUCAUAAAAAGAUAAAUAAUACGAGUUAGUUCUGGGGUGGAAGGAGGAGGAUGAAAUACCAUGUUUGCCAGCUGCUAAUCCAUAGCUCGUAGGAAUGCUUUCAACAAGGUUUAUGUUGUUUUUCUUAGUGAAAGAUUUGUAGAUUUAAGAAAUCCUGACUGUUUCAAAAGUUAUUUAAAUAUCUGACAGCGUUGAAAAGUUUUAUGGUGUUUUCCCCAGAGCACUAAAUAUAGCCACAUAAGUAGUCUUUGGUAGACGUAGUCAACUUCUUUCAGCUGUUUGGUCAAUAUACUCUCUAACAGUCCAGUCAAGUUGUUGGAGUGAAUUGUUGACAUGUUCUAAUAAAAUAAAGUCUUACUUAA
This is a messenger RNA of Cygnus olor (mute swan), 3976 nucleotides long. RefSeq lists its product as uncharacterized. The record is from RefSeq and is a predicted model, not a curated record. The transcript has 4 exons. NCBI's taxonomy places the organism in Eukaryota, Metazoa, Chordata, Aves, Anseriformes, Anatidae. Bases 1179 to 3215 code for a protein of 678 amino acids.